Molecule: messenger RNA, 558 nt
Organism: Miscanthus lutarioriparius
Lineage: Eukaryota; Viridiplantae; Streptophyta; Magnoliopsida; Poales; Poaceae
Source: the annotation of a GenBank genome assembly
AUGGCGACAUUUCAUUUCUUUUUGCCUCAUCUACAAAUGCUUCAUGAUGAUAUUGCCAAAGAAACUAAUGGUCUUAACCAACAUUUACGGACUGGGGAAUCCCGAGCGAUCGCGAGGCACGUGCUUCGGAAGUACAAGCCGGAGCUGCUAGGGUCCGGCAGCCUGGAGCAGUCGGCAAUGGUGGACAUGUGGGUGGAGGUGGAGGCCCACCAGAUGCAACCACUGGCAGGCGCCAUCGCCGUCGAGUGCAUCGUCGCGCCCGUCCUACAUGGCCGCGAACGCAACCAGGCUGUCAUUGACGAGAACGUGGAGAAGGUGCUGGAGGUGUACGAGGCGCGCCUGGCGCAGAGCAGGUACCUCGCCGGCGAUGUGUUGACCCUCGCCGACCUCACCCACUUCACCGUCAUGCGCUACUUCAUGGCCACCGAGUAUGCCACGCUGGUCGAGGCGCUCCCACAUGUCAGCGCCUGGUGGAAGGGUCUCGCUGCCCGGCCGGCGGCGAAGAAGGUGGCGGAGUUCAUGCCGCUCGGCGCCGGGGCACCCAAGAAACAGGAGUGA